This is a messenger RNA of Blepharisma stoltei, 2829 nucleotides long. NCBI's taxonomy places the organism in Eukaryota, Ciliophora, Heterotrichea, Heterotrichida, Blepharismidae. The record is from the annotation of a GenBank genome assembly.
AUGGAGGAAAGAAUAUCUUGCUUUUACGAAAACUGCAAAGAAAAUCCUGAAUUUAGUUGUAAUUGCAACUCCAUAGAAACUAUACUAUGCAACCAGCAUAUGGGCAUACACUUAAGCAAUCCUGUGGCUCACAAAGUUGAAGCAUUAUUUGAGAAACCAAAUCCGCAAUCCAAGGAAGCAGUGCUUGAGCUUCUCAAAAGCGAAAAAAAUGCUCUUGAAGAAUCUUUAAAAAAUGCCUUAAAAACGAUUUCAGAGAGCUCAAAACAAACAGAAAUGAACUUCGAGGAAACCUUGAAAAAUUUUGAUCCAAACCUCAGCAAAGUUGAAGCUUUGAUUAAUCUUGUAUCAAAUACUGAAAAGAUCUCGAAAUACGAAAAAGACAUUCUUAUAAAAUCUUUGGCUUUAUCCCAGCAAGAGGCCAUUCAGCUUUACAAAAAUCUUAUUCCUCAGGCUUCUAAUUUGGAUAACGCAAUAAAAUUUUUCUGUACUUUUGACGUAGAAAAAUUAAUCAGUCAACUCGUUGAGAACAAAAUCAAAUUUAUGAUAAAUAAACGAACAAAUCCUAUAGAAAAUCGACUUAAUAAAUUUGACAACAAAAUAAGUUUGCUUGAAAAAAAUUGUGAAAAGAAAAUCAAUGAAGCCAUGCUGAAAUAUGACAGAAAAAUUGAAGAAAUUGGAAAUUAUGGUUUAUAUGAUAGAUUUGCUGUCGAAAAUGAUAUAAAAAGUAGUAAAGAGAAAAUUGAGCUUCUCAAUAGCGAGCAUAUGAAGUUAAAAAAGAGUUUAGAAGCACAGCUUAAAGAAGCUGAAGCAAAACACUUAUCAAUGCAAGAUGUAAAACUUAAGGCGUUAAAAGAUGAAUUUUUAGCUGAGCUCAAAAACGCCUUGCCAAAUCAGAUAAAGGAGUUGGAAAUGAGGUAUUCAACUGUGAUUGAUACAAAGAUCAAUGAUUUAAAGGAUAAAUUUUCUGCUGAGCUUAAAAAUAUAAAUCAAGGAUUUGGUCCUCAAGUUAAAUUAAAUCCAAUCAGCGUUUCUAACUUAACUCCAAACAGAAAAAUCGAACUUGAGUGUGAAGAACUGGAUAAUUUUGAUAAGAAAAUUAGCAACAUUUUAAAUUGUGAGUCUAUCAAAGAAAGUAUUGCAAACAUUCCGGUCGAAAUGGUUAAGUCUAGCAAAGUGAGCUUAGAAAAAUCCAAUAAGCAAGUUCUCCAAGACUAUAAUCAAACAAAUAUCAAUUACGGGUCUAACGCAGACUAUAUCCAAUUAUUUGAAUACAGCAGCGAAAUAAAAUCAAAAUAUAAGAUAUAUUAUAAGAAUUUCAGAUCUUAUUCCGAAAAAUAUAGGAGAACGCUGCUUUGUUUAAAUCAUUAUCACCAAGAAGUAAGCAAAUUUAAAAAUAUGGGAGAUAAAAUUAAAAGCUUUGAAGGUAAAAUCGAUAGAAUUAACCAGACCUAUUUUGAGCUAUCUCAAGAGACUUUCAUAAAUCUAUCAAAAGAGCUUGAAAAUCUCAAUGCAAUAAUUGAGGAAGAUUUUAAUUAUGUUAACGAGCAAUAUAACAAAAACCAGGAUUUUAAGGAUUUAAUCCAGGAUUCUCCAGAACUACAAAAGCAUUUUAAUGAGUAUUUGAAAGUUAAGAAAAAGGCAAGUGAAGCAUUUAAUGCUUUUACGCUCUCGUCUGUAAGCAAGAUUAAUGAAGAAAUAAAUAAUCUCAAAAGUCGAAUAAAUAUCUGCUCCCAAUUUAAAUCCCAAAUUGAAGCCCAAAUGAUUUCCUGCUCAACAAUUUUAUUCUCCAGCGAUAUUCCAGGCAUUAAAAUAAUAUAUGAAUCAAUCACAAAAGAAUAUAACGAAAUCAAAAAUAUUUACGAAAAUAAUAAAACUAUAAAAGACUUAUGUGAUGUUUGUGCAAAAUUGAAAGAAGUUUAUCAAGAUUACGCCAAAGAGUAUUUAAAUGUCGCAGCAGCUUAUAAUAGGAUGGUUUCUAUUCCUGAAAGCAGCAAAUUUCUUUAUGCUGUAACUAAUUGCUCUGUGAGAGAAAAAGAUAAUCGCGGAUAUUAUAAUUCUAUAAAAAAAACAUUGUUUACCAAGAUUGACAUUCUAAAUACUACGAAGAAUUCCUGAUAUAUAAAUACUCCAGAGCCUUUAAGUAUCAAUGCAUGCAUUGCUCUGCUACCCGAUAACGAAUUAUUUUGCUACGGAAGCAAAAAUCCUUUUUCUGGGAUUUCGUGCAUCAUUAGCACAAAAAAUUGUGAAUUAGGAAGAAUGCUCCCACCUGGUACUCCUUGCUAUGAUUCUGGAGCUAUUUACUUAAAUAACUCAGUUUACGUUUUCGGGGGCAAAGAUCAAAGCGAUAACAGAUCUCAACUUGUAACUUGCUUUAACCUUAUUCAAAAUUCAUGAUCCAGGCUAUCUCCUCUUCCAAUUGCUUCAGGCUCAUGCUCAUGUAUAUAUUUCAACCAAAAAAUUUUAUUGACUGGUUAUUAUCAUUCAAAAAUUUAUAAGUAUAACAUACAGAGCAAUAAUUAUUCUGAAGUUCUUUCAUUUAAUAUCAGCAGUAACAGAACAAAGCUGCUAUUUCAAAGCAAAAAUAAGGCUUAUUUGAUUCAAUCGGGAGAUAUAUAUGAAAGCGGAGUUUCAAAUGAAAAUACAUGGAAAAAAAUAGGAUAUUCAAAUUUAAAUAGUUUUGCACAACUCUGCAUAGCAUCAAUUUAUGAUGAUCCAUAUAUUGGAUUUUUCCAUCCAGACUACGGCUAUUGUAGCGGAAAUAUCUACAAAUACUAUAAGUUCAACUUUAGCAAAAAUACACUAGAAAAUUGUCAGGAAUUUAGAUUUUAA